Molecule: messenger RNA, 4986 nt
Organism: Penicillium manginii
Lineage: Eukaryota; Fungi; Ascomycota; Eurotiomycetes; Eurotiales; Aspergillaceae
Exons: 17
Coding region: 1-4986 (1661 amino acids)
Biological process (GO): carbohydrate metabolic process
Molecular function (GO): hydrolase activity, hydrolyzing O-glycosyl compounds; chitin binding
Source: RefSeq, a predicted model, not a curated record
AUGCACUUGCAGCGAUCUAUUGUGUUCGUCAGCCUUUGCGUGGGCUUGGUCUUCUCAGGCUUAGCCCGGGCUCAAACAUAUCAUUGUAACCACACUAGCACUUGCUACAACGGCGCUUGCUGUGGCUUCUCUGACGGCGAGGGUGUCUGUGGGUAUGGCGAUAGCUGGUGUGGUGAUACUUGUAUCAGCAACUGUGACGCCAAAGCCGAGUGUGGAAAAGACGCGGAGGACCCAUCUGCAAACUGCCCAUUGAAUGUCUGCUGUUCACCCUUUGGGUUCUGCGGCACAACUGAGGAAUUCUGCGGCAAGGGCUGUCAGGGAGACAACUGUGGAGAUAUCACGCGACCUUCCUGCCAAACCAACGAUGUAUUCAAGACCAAAAUCGGAUACUAUGAGUCUUGGGCCAGUGGAAGAUCUUGUGAUGGGUUCCGACCCAACGACAUUGCCGUCUCGUCAUUGACACACAUCAACUACGCAUUUGCGGAAUUCGAGCCAAACAACGCCGACAACACAUCAUGGGGAUUUGAACUCAUGGAAGAUGGCGUGAAUGAGCCGAAAAGCCUGGUGGAAGAGUUCAUCGGAUUGAAGAAAAAGAACCCAUCUCUGUCCUGCUAUAUCUCUGUUGGAGGAUGGUCUUUUGAGGAUCCACCCAGACAGCUGUAUUGGUCUGAGAUGGCUGCUACAUCAAAGGGCCGAAAGUCUUUCUCAAAGAAUCUCCUGGAAUUCAUGCAGAAAUACGGCUUCGACGGUGUCGAUCUCGACUGGGAAUAUCCUGUUGCCUCAGAGCGAGGCGGCAUGAAAGACGAUAAAGACAACUAUGUCCUGUUGAUCAAAGCGCUGCGAGAGGAGUUUGACGACUCGGGUGAAUCCUAUGGCAUUACAUUCACUACCCCAUCAAGCUACUGGUAUCUGCAGCACUUUGAUGUUCCUGGAAUGUUGGACGCAGGUGCAGAUUGGACAAAUGUCAUGUCCUACGAUCUACAUGGUGUCUGGGAUAAAAACGACGAUUGGAUUGGAUCGGUCAUGCACGGUCAUACUAACAUGACCGAGAUUAUAGAGGCAUUGGAUCUCUUCUGGAGAGUGGGAGUCGAUCCCUCUAAAGUCGUCAUGGGAGUUGCUUUCUAUGGUCGGUCUUUCACAAUGUCGGAUACAAGCUGCAUUUCUCCUGGUUGUGCAUUCUCUGGCGCGGGGACUGCUGGGCCUUGUACGAAUUCCCCGGGGACUCUAUCCUAUAAAGAAAUCACGGAGGCGAUUGAUGAAUAUUCUGCUGUGACGUUCUACGACGAAGAUGAUGCGGUAGAGUAUGCAAUCUUCGAUGACGAUCAAUGGGUGUCAUAUGAUACAAAUGUGACAUUCAAGCAGAAAAUUCGCUAUGCGAACAAGGUCUGUCUGGGAGGUAUUAUGAUCUGGUCUGUUGAUCAAGAUACAUAUAAAUGGGAUGCCAUGACGGCUUUGCUAGACAAGGACGUCAGUAGUGACACUUUGGUGUCAGGGAGCACUGAUUCCAAGGAGCGAGCAGACAAAUACGCGGCGUACACUGGUACCAAUUGUUACAUCACUGACUGCGCUGUCUGGAACUCUGGGCAGUGCAAGGAUGGGUACAGCGUCCUUGACUACGUGCACAAGGGAGAGAGGGGAGUCAUCGAUGACCCAGAUGAUGAACUCUGCAAAACUGGGGCCGAAGGAGAUCGAGACGCAGAGUACCGACUUAUUUGCUGCCCCACCGACGCCAUGCCUGAAGGAUGCGCUUGGCGAGGUACUUCUGAUGACGGGGUCUGUACUGGCGGCGAAAGUGACACAUGCGGUGACAGCAGUUUUGAAUUGGUAGCUGAUACCUACAUGGAUCGCACCGGUGACGACUUUUGCAGCAUCGGCAAGCGAUCGCUUUGUUGCAACGAGAACCCGGAGCUCACGAAGUGCCACUGGACGCCAUGCAAUCCAAGUGAGGACGACUUUGAUGACUGGACCAGUGACAUAGUGUCUUUCUAUGGUGGAACAAAUUUCUACCAAGAUAGUGAACGGUGCCCUGGACCUGGUGGCUUAGGGCAAUCAUUUUGGACUUGUCCCUCAGAAGACACAUACAAAAGCUGUGAAUGGAAGCAUUGUGUUGAAAGUUGCCCCAAUGAUAAAGUUCUAAUUUCCCAAAGAAGGGAGAUUGGACACAACACCUCAAUGUUGACUAGCGACUGCUCGCCUCUACAAACCCAUGGCAUAAACAUGCUGUGUUGUGAUCCCCCCGACGCGGCAGACAGCGCACCGGUCGACCCAAAGAAACUUUUCAAGUAUCCAGAUGAGGAUGAUGUGAGUUACUACUACAAUGUCGAAAAGUCCAGCAACGAUGCCGACACCGAUGAUGAGAUCACUGAUCCGUUCGCUUUUGUCAUGAUUGAUGGCGAUGUUGACUCUUACUCCGAGUCACUGGUUGAUAAAUGGUCCUUCUUGACGGACGAAGAGACUUUAUCCAAGCGCAACCUGAAAGUUCAUAAGAGAGAUCACAUUUUCGAGUACCGUGAAGAUACCUUCGAUAAUGCCGUUGAAGUCUACCACAUCAGAUGUACCUCUGACGGAUGUGAUGAUAUUUUUAAGGGUGGUGCACCCAGCACAAUUGUCAAAAUGCCCACAGAUAUUGGUGCUGGCCCAUAUGCGAGGGUUAUUAGCCUUACACCAUGGGGAUCAUCCACACAAAACCUGAAGCCACGAAGUGCUGACAAGGAAUACGAAAUGACCGUGGACUACGAUUUCAAGGCCGCCUCACCGGAGAAGAAAGGAAACGUCAAUUUCAGAGUUGAUUAUACCAAUCUUCAAGAGUACUGGAAUGAGAUUACCGAUGCACCUGCCUCGUCUAGUCGCAAGAGAUGGUAUGGAUCUUUUGACGACUGGUUGGCCAAGAUGACCACCAUUGUGCAAGAUGAAGUUGGUUCUCUUCCUCUUGAGUUCGAGGAGACCAUGAAGCUUUACCACGCCGAAAAGUAUUGCCCAAAGCUCAACAUAAACGCCACAUUUGAUAUUGAUGCUUCAAUCAAAUUGGGACUCGAUGCCCAGUAUGGCUACUACUUUGAGGGUGCUAUUUUGCCUACCCCGUCGCUCAUUGCUUCAUAUGGUUAUUUCUCAAUUCAUCCUGCUGCCGCGAUCCUCCUCACCCUCCGAGCGGAGGCUGUGAUGCAGUCCAACUCCGACCGAGUGGAACUGCUGUCAGCUGGCUUCCCUGGUCUUUCCAUUAAGGGUCUCAUUAGUGUUGGCCCAGAGCUUUCGCUUAACGGACAGCUUGAUGCUUCAUUGAAGGUUUCAGGAGAGCUCAAUGCCGGAGUGUCUGUCGGAUGGGAGCGUACUGAGUUCUAUUUCCCUCAAGACGAAGCUGCUAAAAAGGCGGAUAUUGCGCCUAAGGAUUUGAAAGAUGACGACCAAACUUUCUCAUUUGAGCCAGUUUUUGAUGCUCAAUUGACUGCCGAGGGAAACAUGGCUCUCACGCUCACUCCCGAGGUUCGAUUUGGUAUUUCUGUGUUGGGAGGAGACUUGAUGUCUGGACAGGUGACAGCUGGUAUUGAUAACACGAUUUCCAUGGGAAUCAAUGCUACCGCCCACGUCGACAAAGAUGGAAAGACAGGUGCCGGAUUCUGCUACUGGGCAGACUUCGUCUACACUAUUUUCCUUCGUGCGGAUAUGAACUUCAUCGGGGAUCUCGCCUAUUGGGGAGAUCGAUUGGACGUCGCAUCGCCAAAAGAUCCUCUCGUGUUGGUCGACCAGACGUGUCAGACAUACAGCUCUGACGAUGCCAAGAGUAAACGUGACGACAGUGAUCCCGGUACUUUGGUUGAAAAGACGGACAAAAAGGCAUGCUUUGGUGGCCUGAUCGCAUGUUCUGAUACCGAGGAGGACAGCUGCUCGGCCUCUGACGAUGAUGGCGGUAAUGGCGAUGAUAACACUGAUUCCAAAGUGUCAAAGAGAGCUGCAUCCUGUGAUCGCCCAGCUUUCUGGUACAACUGCGACUUCUUCGGAGACCAAUGGGUUCCGAAUCACAACCCCAACGUCGCGGCGUCGCAUGUUGCCUUCAAGGGCAUCUGUUCGAAUAUACGUGACUACCUGCAGACGCACAACGGACCGGGAAUUGGUAACAACUGGAUGAAUUUGGACUACAAGGAUGCCGCCGGCAAUACCAAUCGAGGUGCGGCGUGCGGGCAAGCCGGCCCUGAUUCCACCAAGGCUUGUGCAGAGAAGAAACGUGCCUUGUGGUCUACUGCUGCGCAACAUGCCUUCGAAAACGACCCAAAUGGCCAUUACCACACGCAAGGUUGGAGUGAAUCCAUUUCUUGCGAUGAAUUCCCUUUCCACUCAGCCACACAAGGAGGCACAGGCGCUUCAACUGCUUGCACGCCCAAAGAGCAACAGGAUUAUCAAAAAGUCCUCAAUGGAAUCAUACCCCGCAUCAGAGACACGACAUUCAACAAGCAAGCAUGGGGAGAUUAUAGUGGCGCCUGGGGCGGGAAGCCCAGAUCAUACACCGUCAACCUCAUGUACGGACACCAGGGCAACGCAAUCGGUACAAAAGGAGGGCAUAUCUCGCAGAAUAGCCCCUACCCAGUGGCGAUUGUCUUGGGUGGUGUUAACCUCCUUGAAAUUCCACACUUGACGUUGAAGAAAACCGCCAGGAGUACCGCCAAAAAUUCAGUUUGUCAAAUUGAGCCUACCCAAGCGCUUGAUGAAGCGGAUAACAUCUACAAAUAUGAAAUAGCAGCAUGCGACGUCACAUACGUGGACUCUGCGAAUCCCACGAAGCGCAAUGUUGAUGACUGGGAGAUAGAAAGCAUUACGCUCCCCGACGACUGGAAAGAGACAGCAAUCUCUGUUUCCAAAGACGACCCGGAAGGACUUGCUCAAGCUUUCUUUGAGCAGCUAGAUAUUUCCGAUAAUUCAGAGAAAGAGGCCCAUGUGGAACACUUGAGCCGGCACAAACGUAGCCACUCUCAUGACCAUGGCCACAAGCACUGA